This is a messenger RNA of Alnus glutinosa, 1810 nucleotides long. Its product is annotated as cold-responsive protein kinase 1. Gene Ontology annotation, molecular function: ATP binding; protein kinase activity. The coding region runs from base 312 to 1484 and encodes 390 amino acids. Gene Ontology annotation, biological process: protein phosphorylation. The record is from RefSeq and is a predicted model, not a curated record. The transcript is spliced from 7 exons. NCBI's taxonomy places the organism in Eukaryota, Viridiplantae, Streptophyta, Magnoliopsida, Fagales, Betulaceae.
CUGUAGCCUGUGGGCAUCUCUCCCUCAUUCCUAAAAGUCAGUCUUCUUCUAAUAAUUCUGAUCUCUAUUAUACGGAAGAGAGAAAAAGUCAAAAUGCCUUACGCGUCUGUUCACUGACGUUGUGAAGACCCCUCUUGCCUAUGUAUUAGAGUCCCUUAACCUGCGCAUCCCUCAUCCUUUCUUUCUCUCCACUCCGUCAACGUGUUCUUCUCUUCCUUCUCUGAGCUCCUGAGGUCUUGGAAGUGUUUUCAUUUGAAGCCAUUGUCGACAGUUUGACAUUGAAAGGCUGGUCACGGGUGUAUCAUUCAGUUAUGACUUGUUUUCCGUUCUUAUUCAGUAGGAAGGGGAAAUCGAAGCCAAAUGAAAGCUUUGAUGUUGAUGAUGAAAUUUCAAGCAUUCACAAUGUGAAUCUUUACACUUACAAAGAAUUGAAAGUUGCCACAGAACAAUUUAGUGCAGCCAAUAAAAUUGGGGAGGGUGGUUUUGGUUCUGUCUAUAAGGGACGGCUUAAAGAUGGGAAGAUUGCUGCAAUAAAAGUUCUUUCAGCUGAUUCAAAACAGGGAGUGAGGGAGUUCUUGACAGAGAUUAACGUGAUCUCAGAAAUAGAGCAUGAAAAUUUGGUUCAGCUCUAUGGCUGUUGUGUGGAAGGAAAUCAUAGAAUUUUGGUCUACAACUAUCUUGAGAAUAAUAGCCUUGCACAAACUCUUCUCGGUGGAAGUCAGAGUAAUAUCUACUUUAAUUGGAGAACAAGGCUGAUCAUUUGCAUUGGAAUUGCACGUGGGCUUGCCUUCCUUCAUGAGGAAGUACGACCGCAUAUUGUUCACAGAGAUAUCAAAGCAAGCAAUAUUCUCCUUGAUAAAGAUCUAACACCCAAGAUUUCAGAUUUUGGGCUUGCAAAGCUUAUCCCAGCCAACAUGACUCAUGUUAGCACACGUGUGGCAGGAACGAUAGGCUAUCUUGCUCCAGAAUAUGCAAUAAGGGGGCAAUUAACGCGGAAAGCAGAUAUUUACAGUUUUGGUGUCCUGCUUGUGGAAAUAGUCAGUGGGAGAUGUAACACAAAUACACGAUUACCUAUUGAAGAACAGUAUCUCCUAGAAAGGACUUGGGGACUUUAUGAACGAAAGGAGCUGGUUGGACUGGUAGACACAGCACUGAACGGUGAUUUUGAUGCUGAGCAGGCUUGUAACUUUCUAAAGAUUGGUCUUCUCUGCACCCAAGACAGUCCGAAGCUCCGGCCGUCCAUGUCAACUGUCGUCAAGAUGCUAACCGGUGAGGUGAACAUUGAUGACAAGGAGAUAACAAAGCCAGGAUUAAUUUCUGAUUUCAUGGACCUCAAAGUGCGAAGCGAUCAGAAAAAUAAGCCUGAAACAAACAAUACAUCUUAUAAUGUUUCCUCUGGCAACCUAGAGAAUUCAACGGUGUCAUUAGGAACUACAACUGCUGCAACUAUGACCUUUACUGCACUAUGUGACCGGAGCUUUUGAACAUCAACAUGAAGAAUUUGUCAAUUCAAAUUUUAUUUGUUCUCUAGUUUUGGGUUUUUCAAGGCUUGUUAUCUUGUGUAAAUUUUACUACCUUGUUUCUCUCCAAACCUUUUCACGUUAGACCUAAAAUCCCUCAAUUAAAAUUUAAUUUAUACUAGUUUUAGGAUUUUCUUUUUCUUUUUUCGAGGCUUGUUAUGUUGUAUAAAUUUUACAACCUUGUUUCUCUCUGUUCUUUUUCACAUCAGACCAAUAGCCAAAGGAACCCUCUUGUAAAUCAAUGGACCUGGUUUUUGAUAAGUUGAAAGAAAGUUUCCUGGUUUUUUAUA